GGUAAGCGAGGGGGGCCCGUGAACUACAGGUCCCAUGGAGCGCAGCCGCGGCCGUGCAGCAUGGGGGCUGUAGUCCUUCCCCUGCUGGGAAAGGCCAUUGCCAACAAUUACGGAGUUCAGCUGGUUCUCCAAAGUACGUCGUCGGCCGAAAGGACCAGAGCUCUGGAACUGAGAUUGCAGAAAGAACAGCCUUAUCUCCACAACCGGUUCUUGCAGCACGACCUUGAAAAAAACCAUCCUGGAAAACUAGCAGAUGGAAGAUUAAGUCCUUUAUCACGGAGUAAAAAAGCCUGCAUCCCUAUCGCAGCUAAUUUUGUCGAUAUCCCUAGCCUGGAAGUGAAAUACGGUCAGGGUUCCCUCACAGUCUGCGGAGACGGCUCUUUUCCAAAUCCUUUGAAGUGCCGAGUUCAACAGGGCUGCCACAAUGUCAGUGCAAAUGGCCCAGAUAAUAAUACUUACGGGAUCACAGGAUUUCCUUUGGUGUUCCGCUCGGCAGAAGAGAAAAUCCAGCUUUCGGACCGGAUGACCCUUGAAAGGCAGAAGCUGACCGUUUGUCCCAUCAUCGACGGGGAAGAGCACCUUCGCCUCCUGAGCUUCCAGCACAACUUCAUCACUCGAAUCCAGAACAUCUCCAACUUGCAGCACCUGAUUUACUUAGACUUGUACGACAACCAGAUCGAAGAAAUCAGUGGCCUUUCUACCCUGAGGUGUCUCCGGGUCCUUUCGCUGGGAAAUAACAGAAUAAGGAGAAUUUCCAACCUGGAUAAUCUUGUAAACCUUGAUGUCUUGGAUCUUCACGGCAAUCAGAUUUCUGUCAUAGAAAACCUCAGUCACUUAAAAGAUCUCCGAAUGUUGAACCUUGCCCGAAAUUGCAUGACCCACGCCGAAAACCUCAGUGGUCUGGAUUCAUUGCUGGAACUCAACCUCCGCUACAACAAGAUCAGAUCGGUGAAAGAUGUGGACACCCUGCCUAGCCUGCAGCGUCUCUUCCUCAGCUUCAACAACAUCUCUUGCGUGGAAGACAUCCUGUGCCUGGCGGACUCGGCGUCCAUUUCAGAACUCACCCUAGAUGGCAACCCCAUAGCGCAGGAGGCAUGGUACAAGCCAACGGUUCUCCACCAUAUGAUGCAGCUCCGACAGCUGGAUAUGAAAAAAAUCACAGAAGAAGAGCGGCGCCUGGCAUCCAUUGCCCUAAGAAAAGAGGAAGAGAAGAGGCGUGAAAGUCACAGGCAGACUUUGUUAAAGGAGAAGAAACGCUUAACCAUCUGCAACAUCGCCCAUCACUGGGAAGUCCAGCAGAGCCGCCUCGUCCUGAAGCUUUCGAACCCGGAGCACCUCCAAGGCGAGGAGCCCUGUCAGAACAACAGGAAUGAGGCUUGCGAAUUUCCCGAGGAGGAGGGCAGAUCCCUGGAGACCAUUUUAGACAAAGUUGUGCCUGGUCUGGAGUCCCACCUGGUUGAAAUAGACGGCGACACGCUCUGCCUGUAUGGUUCCGGAGCUCUGGAAUCCCUGGAUCGGAAUUGGAGCGUUCAGACGGCGGGAAACAUCGUGACCAUCUCCUUUGUUUUCAUCGACUUCGACGAAAUCGUUCCAGCGCUAUCGAAACUCAAGCUCAAGUUCCCCAAUUUUCUGCACUUGAAGUUCAAGGAGACCAACUUAAGUAUGUUGCAGCAGUUCAACGCCUUAGCUCACCUGCGCCGGCUCGAGCAGAUAACGGUCGAGACUCAGGGAAACCCCGUGGUCGCCUUCACCUUGUGGAAGUUUUACGUCCUGUUCAGGCUGAACCAUUUUAACCUGCAAAAGAUCAAUGGAUCGGAGGUUACUCAGAAUGAUAUGAUCAUGGCUGAAAGACUGUUUGGGAUCUUGGCCUACGUGGCAUCUUCCAAUGUGCCCUACUACCGCCUGAUCUCACUGCUGGGAGAUUGCAGGAAGAAACAGUUAUGCUUUCUUUUGGAGGCCAAAGGAAAGAAAUUUGGGAAUGCGAGUGACAACGGCAACAACCGGCGGAAGCCUGAAGGAGAAAACAGCACCCGAUCCGUUCUGACUUAUAUUUCGGGGGUUUUACAGACGGAAAAGCAGGAGGAACUGAAGGAGAAGAAGAGCUUCUGCCAAAGCUACAUCCAGCAGUUGGUGAAGGAAGCUGCCGACAUCCACAUGAAAUACGAGUCCUUGCAGAAGCUCUGGCCUCAGAUGUUCAUCGAGCUGGUCCGGGACGCCGUGAUCGAGAUGCACAACAAGGGUUCCCACCGGAGGCACUGCCUGCAGCGCCUGGCGGAGGAAAAACUGUGACCUUCCCCUCUCAGUAUUCCCACCAAGGGGUCUCUCUUGUUGCCGUCCUUCCGAGACACUUCCGAAUGCCUUGCCUUGAAAAAGCCUCCUUUUCCUAGCAAAACACUCUCUUUUCCUACUUUUACAUGAGAUGGGUUUUAUUUUUAUUUGUUUCCCCCCUUUCCCACCGAUUCGAUACGGAGAUAGGCAGACCACACAGUUUUUUAAAAAGUUAUUAUUUAUUUUUGCUGAGGCCAAAGGAUCCUCACUUUCUUGCACUUUUUUUCCCCCACCCCUUGUUGCUGGUUUUAUAACUCUUUGCAUGUUCAAGCACUCCUUGGGAAGAAAGAAGACCCGGAGCUUCCUCCGUUCGAUCCUGAACGGUUUCUCAUUCUUAUUUUCCUGGCGCUGUGGCUGCUGCGGGUGGCGGCGAUAAGCGGCAGAAACGUUGCAGGUGAAAACACUGGAUUUGGAGGAUUGGCGGUUAAUAAAUUAUUCUGUUGACAACU
Molecule: messenger RNA, 2777 nt
Organism: Pantherophis guttatus
Lineage: Eukaryota; Metazoa; Chordata; Lepidosauria; Squamata; Colubridae
Source: RefSeq, a predicted model, not a curated record